Molecule: messenger RNA, 2325 nt
Organism: Phialemonium atrogriseum
Lineage: Eukaryota; Fungi; Ascomycota; Sordariomycetes; Cephalothecales; Cephalothecaceae
Product: peptidase S41 family protein
Exons: 4
Coding region: 1-2325 (774 amino acids)
Source: RefSeq, a predicted model, not a curated record
AUGCUGCCUCUCGUCUUCUUUGGCAUUGCUGCUGUAUCUGCAUUGCCAGCACCACAGGCCUCUGGCUCAAACACAACAAUACCAUCAAAUACCACUGGGACGGUGCCAAAUGCCUGCGCCCAAGUUUCCCAGGCGACUGCAUCCUUCCUGGCUCAGAGUCCUACAGCUACGCCGUCUAUCGCUGCCACCCUUGCCCACCAAUGCCUACAAUCUGUCCCGAACAAGCCCGAACCGGCGCGGAAACUGAUCACGAGCCUGAAAGCCUUCGCCGGGUGGCAGAGCACACUGGCAUGGCUGAAGGAACCCCCGCCCUCAUAUAUGCUCCCUGCAGUGGACAUUCUAGGUGGCCUAAAUAACAUCUCGGCAACAGCAGUGGCAGGUGGGUUUGCCAGCGAAUACGACUUCCAGCUCUCCAUUGUGGAGCUGAUAUCUGCGGCCCACGACGGCCAUUUCGCGUAUCGACCGGACGUUUUCAAGACUUUCAUUUUCCGGAACAACCUCGUAGCGGACCUCGUCUCGGUCUCACGAGACGGCAAGGAGCUGCCAAAGCUGUAUCACUACUCCGAUCUGGUAGGGAAUUCGACGUCGCCUCCUCGCAGAAAUGGGACCUUCCCACCGGCCAUCACCAAGAUCAACGGCCAGGACGCAGCCACAUUCCUCGGCCAGGUCAAUCUCAAGUAUGGCAUAUAUCAGGACCCUGACUCCCAAUGGAACUCGCAGUUCCAGUCGUAUGCCAGCCCAAACGCACUUCCAAUCAUCGCCGCCUCGCUCUUCUUCCAGGGCCCCAGCAUAACUCUCACCUACGAUAACGGCCAAGAAAAGGCCGAGGACAGCAUUGCGUUGGUCCGGAAAACGGUGGAUUUUGCGGGCGUCAGAUCAGGGGAGGACUACUACAACAAGUUCUGUAAUCCUGAUCCGUCAGCGGUAGCUAAAGCAUUUGCUGCCGCUGUAGUGGAAACGGCCACAACCAUGACGGGGUCUGCAACCCCGUCGCCAACGACCAUCGCUCCUCCGUCUUCGGCAACAAAUACCGCCCUAGCACCUCCCGCUCCCACCAUUGCCGGAUAUCCGUUACCAGUUGUUCGGGACAACGGCGCCAACGUGACCUCUGGAUACUUCCUGAACGGCACGGGCUAUGACGAUGUGGCCGUACUGGCGAUCUCGGCUUUUGCCCCCUCGGGAGACUUCGAUUCUCUCACCUUUCUGACCAACUUCCAAGAUACGGUGGGCAACUUUCUACUGCGGUGUAAGCAGGCGAACAAGAAACGGCUCGUCAUCGACGUCACGGCCAACGGUGGCGGCUUUGUCAUUGCAGGCUACGAUCUCUUUGCACAGCUCUUCCCGGACGUAGUACCCUUCCAAGCAGACAACAUCCGACUCACAAGCAGCGUCGAGGACCUAGCCCGGAUCAUCAACAACCUCCCCGACGAGGUCGCCCAAAACGCAACCCGCGAGCAGCAGCAAGCCCUCGCAAUACUAAGCCAGAGCUCCGUCGUCAGCAACCUCGUACCAGGCGGUGUCUUCGCCCCCAACGGCGCCCAACUAACCACCAUAGACGAGAUCCUCUCGCCGGUAUCCCUCCGCGGCGACCGCUUCACAGCCUACCAACAAACCCCGCUGAACGACACCUCCGCCGACUUCAACCUCACGGGAACGGGCAACCGCUCCGACCCUCCCCCGGCCGUCUUCCGCCCCGCCGACGUCCUCCUCCUCACCGACGGCACCUGCGGCUCGACGUGCACGCUCUUCGCCUACCUUCUGAUCAUGCAGCUCGGCGUCGCCAGCGUCGUCGUGGGCGGGCGCCCCACGGCGGGCCCGAUGCAGUCCGUCGCGGGCGUCGAGGGCGCCCAGGUGUUCCCCAUGCUGGAGAUCGGGGCCGCCGCCAGCGCCGCCGUGACCCUUUCCAACGGCUCCUCCUCGUCUAACAUGUCGUCCGAGCUGGCGGAGCUGGCGGAGGGGUACGCGCUGGCGCGGGCGGCGACGGCGACGAAUCCCGGGUCCGUCAAUGGGAAGAAUGCGUUUUCGGCCCACGACGCCGAGACGCCGCUGCAGUUCCUGUACCAGGCUGCGAAUUGCCGGUUCUUCUACACGGCGGAGAUGGUCCGUGGGCCCGGGGCUGUGUGGAGGCGUGCUGUCGAUGCGGUCUGGGGGGACCCGGCGCAGUUCUGUGUGGAGGGGAGUCGCGUUGCUGUUAAUGGCACGGCUGGCGGGGUUGAUCCGCGGUUCAGGGCGCCUGUUGAUUUUUCGGCUGGGGCGUCGGUGACGCCGGGUGUGGGUUUGUCUGUUGUUGUGGCGGCGUUGGUGGUCGUGGUAUAUAUGAUUUAG